GAAGUGGCGUCAGCCGCUGUGGGCGAAGACCCGGAACCGGCGGCGUAGGAAUCUGUGACUAGCGUCGCUGCGGGGCCCGCUUCGCCCCGAGGCUUCGCUAUGAGCUGCACCAUCGAGAAGAUCCUGACGGACGCGAAGACGCUUUUGGAGCGGCUGCGGGAGCACGAUGCUGCCGCCGAGUCCCUGGUGGAUCAGUCGGCCGCCCUGCACCGGCGGGUGGCUGCAAUGAGGGAGGCGGGCGCCGCGCUGCCGGACCAGUAUCAAGAGGAUGCCGCCGACCUGAAGGACAUGUCCAAAUACAAACCGCACAUCCUGCUGUCCCAAGAGAACACGCAGAUUAGAGACCUGCAGCAGGAGAACCGAGAGUUGUGGAUUUCCUUGGAAGAACACCAGGAUGCUUUGGAACUCAUCAUGAGCAAGUACAGGAAACAGAUGCUACAAUUAAUGAUUGCUAAAAAAGCAGUGGAUGCUGAACCUGUCUUGAAAGCGCACCAAUCUCAUUCUUUAGAAAUUGAAAGUCAGAUUGAUAGAAUCUGUGAAAUGGGAGAAGUGAUGAGGAAAGCUGUUCAAGUGGAUGAUGACCAGUUUUGUAAGAUUCAGGAAAAACUAGCUCAACUAGAGUCAAUUAUAUUAAUAGAAAGCUCCUCUUGGCCAUAGCUAUUAGGCCUGUUCAGCACAAGCUUGAAAACAAGGAGCUUCGGGAACUGUUGUCCAUCAGUAGUGAGUCUCUCCAGGUGAGGAAGGAAGACUCAAUGGAGAGUGCUUCCCAAGUCACCAAAUAAUGCUCACCUUUUGAACAACUGCUGGAGAGCACCCUGCAGGGAAGGGAGUUGGGAGUUAUUUGCUCUUUGUGUGUUGUCUGUUCGGUGUCAUCUUCCUGCCUCAGGUUGAAUUUGGGGCCAGAAGUGUCAGGCGGCAGCUUGAUGGCUAGUCAAAGCCUACUUCUUACAAAUAUUCUUCAGAUACGUUGGUGAAAGUGUGACUUUCAUUGAGCUGUCUCCCCACCUUUUUCCAGGAGAUGACUUUUUUGCUUUUUCAUUUUGGGGACCUCAGUUUAUCCAAACUAUGUUUCCAUCUUGUUUGUUGGUGUUUUUUUUUUCAUAGCUCCAACAAGUAGAACAUUUCAUUGUGAGCCAUCAUAUUUACAUUAAGAUAGUGAAAUGGAAUUCCAAACAAAGAAGUAUGACAACUUAGAGCUAUUUGGUUUGGAACUAGAUUUUGGCAAUUUAGCCUGAAUAAUAUUCUUACAUAGAGCAAAACUAGCAGUUCAUCUAUUUGUAGUGUCAUUCAAUUUCUCUAAUGUUUUAAAACUCUGUGGUGCUAGGAAUUGGGGCUUUGUGACCUAGUGUCCUUACUCUUAUUUUGAGAGUACCCAUUAUAGCCAAUCCCAAGAAAAUAUACUUGAAAAUUAUAGUCUUAUGUCAGACUUAGUAAAACUGUAAUAUGAUUAAAACCAUGUUGUUUUUUAAUCUUGUAUUUCAUAUUGUACUCAGUUCAAAGGCUUAAAGUAUUUUUUUUCUAAUAACUGUGUAGAGUCUGUUUUUCAACCUUGUCUGCCUAAUAUUUUUAACCUGUUGGAAGUCAGCCAUCCAGAUUUAAGACACCUUUCCACUUCCAGUUUUUAAUUACUUCUUUUCUUAAAUAGAAUACAGGUGUGGUGCUUAAGUUCCCACCUCUCCCAUGAAUUGACAGGGAUUUCUUUAUAUUCCUGCUUUGCUAUUUUCACCUUGAUAUUUUCCCCAAAGAGUCUGGUGGAGAAAAAUUCUAAAUUAAAAUUCCCAACUGGGGAGAUUGAUGAUUUCUACUUCAAUUCCUAACACUUAUCCAGCCCAUGAAAAACAUACUCUUAUUAGCACAACCUUUUAGUUUGAUAGCAUUUCUUGAGGGUCUCCUGUUGGUUUCUUAACUUGAAGAUCAUUUGAUGGUGUUGCUUAACCUCUUUGGUUUUAAAAUCAAGUUCUUCUACCAUGUGUCUUGGUAUUGCAUGGUAAUAUAUUUCUUGUAAAUAUUGUCUCAUCUUCCCACCAUGUAGUUGCCACCUUCCUUAUCACAUCUUACUCCCCAGACUACUCUUGGAAAUUCAGCCCACCUGUAGGAAGCAGUAUUCAAAGUGUUGAGGUUCAGAAUAAGAAGUCCAACCUUCUUAAAACACUCAACAUAGCUUUGUGUCGUGGAGGAACAGUACAUUAUCUAAAAGACCUUACUGUCAAGUGUUUUGUGAUAGGUUUCUUUUGCACAGUCACAAAGAAUUUUAUUGCUAUUAUCACAGCAUUUUACUUUCAGCUCCAAGAUCAAAAUGUCCCCCAGAAAUCCAGUGUUUCUGAGUCCCAGUGAUGCCAAUUUAUCUCUCCUGUGGAUGGCAUUUAGAGGGACAGGAGUAUAUGGUUUGAGAACUGGCUCUUGGUUAUCUGAAUACCAUUUUUAUUGAAAGUACUCCUGUCCCUUUGUGCUAAAUGUGUAUCUUCUCAUCCAAAAGCAAAUGAACUGUUAGUCCCAACUUUAAUGCCUUAAAGUAUGCCAUUGGUGCCACUUGGAGUCAUAUAGAUAGGUAACCCUGUUCUUUCUUUAACUGACCGUAGUCCUAUUUUAAUGGAGUUGUUCAUUGGCAUAAAGUCAAGUUACUUGUUAAGGUGUAUAACAUGGUGUUUACUACACUGUGAUUCUCUUGUCAUCUGUUUUCUACUGCUGGAGCCAUUUGAAAGAGCUCUUUACAUCUCAGGUUAAAUAAAUCUGUACAGUGAGUGGUUUUAUCCUCUCUCCCCUACAUAAAAUAAAAUAAAGGCUCGAAAUGGG
Dromiciops gliroides (monito del monte) is the source of this 2793-nucleotide messenger RNA. RefSeq names its product suppressor of IKBKE 1 (gene SIKE1). The transcript has 6 exons. The coding region runs from base 100 to 657 and encodes 185 amino acids. NCBI's taxonomy places the organism in Eukaryota, Metazoa, Chordata, Mammalia, Microbiotheria, Microbiotheriidae. The record is from RefSeq and is a predicted model, not a curated record.